This is a messenger RNA of Rubroshorea leprosula, 1664 nucleotides long. The record is from the annotation of a GenBank genome assembly. Lineage: Eukaryota; Viridiplantae; Streptophyta; Magnoliopsida; Malvales; Dipterocarpaceae.
CGGUUUCAUACUAUCGCAUAUGGACAAAAUAAAAGAACCAUGAAUAGCGGUGUUUGUGUGAAGGGAACGACUUUCAAUGAUGAGUCAGAUUAUUAUGGGAGUUUGAAGGAAAUAAUUGAGGUUCAGUAUUUUGACUCAUAUGUUCAUCAAUCAGUGAUUUUGUUCAAGUGUGAGUGGUAUGAUAUCAACAAAGGCAUUGUGUUUGAUGCAUGUAAGAUUAGAGCAAGAGCAAUAAUCGACACUUCAUCGUUGAAUGACGGUGGAAAUGUUUAUUAUCAAGACGAUGAUCCUCCUAUGCCACAAUUGGUGCAACCCUCGACUGUUUUAAAUAAUCAUGUUUCACUAGCAUCUCAAGGGGGAGAAGAAGUGGUGAUUAGUGAGGUCAUGCAAUUGCCAUAUGUGACAGAGGAAGAAUGUGUGGGUGAGGAUGAUGAUGAAGAGGAAGAGUUUGAUGGAACGGAAACAUCAAAAGAAGAAGAGCAACCCACUGUUACUCAGCCACCAUUGGCCGAUGACCAGUUCAUUGGUGAUGAUGCAACAAUGGAGGAGGACACUGAAGAGCGUAAUUUGGAGGCUGAGUUGGACGCUGAGUAUGUUGUGCUUGAUCCUGAGUUAGAUGCUCAGUUGGAGGAGGAGCUAUCACGUGCUGUCCCGAAGACAGGACGUGGCAUGGAUAAAGGAGAUGACGCUCUUACAGACCCGAGUCAAAGGAAGGUGCUUAGCCUUAAUCACCGAGGCACAUUCAGCCAUGAGAGGUUUGGGAGGAUUGCCACAGUAAUUUGGAAGUACUUCUAUGAUGAGCCAGUGCUUUUCUGGUCUAGUUGGCCUGAGGAAAAGAAGAGGAUUUCUUGGGAGAAUUUUCAGAGGACAUAUUAUUGGGAAGAGGAUGAUGCUCGUGUGUAUAAAAUCUGGAGAUUAUAUUGUCGAAACCGUUUUCGAGACGAGCUUCAUCGAGCUCGAAAGGCGUGGGUCAGGGACAAGAAGUUGCUCGAGUUCAUGCAUAAGGAUACCUUUAAAAUUUUGUUAGCAAAAUGGAGAAGUCCAAAAUAUAUUGCACUCCAGGAAAAAGGUCGGCAAAACCGAUCAAAGGGUGACCGUGUGACCCACACAACUGGAUGCCUUUCUAUUGGGAUCCAUGAGGAUCAACUAGUUAAAGAUGCCCCACCUACUUGGAUAUGUCCACAGGCUGAGCAGACAUAUCAUGGGCCAAACAAGGAUUCAUGGCCAAAAUGGGAUCCACUUAUCUGGAAGGAGGUGGUUGGACCUCCUAAAAAGGGUCAGAUGAGAGGGAUGUCUACAUUACAAGAUCCAGCAGAGCAUGGCAUCCCUUGGCAACGGUAUGACAUGAGUGACACCUCCUCUUCUACCACCAGGAUUCUUACGACACAAGUUCAGCAGUUGCAGUCUAAGCUUACUCAAGUUCGGGAAGAAAUGGCUGAGCGAGGUCAGACAAAGGUGGCCGCACGUAUUCAUACAAAGGUAUCACAGAGAGUAUCAGAGAUGGAGGCCAGCUUUGAGAGGAGAUUUCAAGAGCACAUGUGCUUACUUAGCCAGCAAUAUUCUAUGAAUGCUACACAACCCUAGACUGGUUAUCCUUCUUCUGCACCACCCUAGACUGUUGAUCCUUCUUUUAAAGGAUUUAGACCUGAUCACUUCCCACCUCA